AUGGCGACUACUGCGAUGGACUACGAGACCGCCAACGGCGACCGCUACGAGGACGAGGCUCCCCGGUACGACCGCGACAACCGAAGUGCCUCUCCUCGUCCUCCUCGUGACGAUAAUGAUGAGCCUCGCCGCCGCUCUGCUUCCCCCGGCGGCCACCACGACAGUGCGAAGGGUGGCUCUGGUCCCAAGGACGACGAUGAUGAUGGUGCCGUGAACCCAGGCUCCAACCUCUUCGUCACUGGUAUCAACCCCAACCUUUCCGAGAGCGAGAUCGCCAAGAUGUUCGAGAAGUACGGAGAGGUCGAAAAGUGCCAGAUCAUGCGUGAUCCCCAUACCAAGGAGUCCCGAGGUUUCGGAUUCGUCAAAAUGGUAACAUCUGACCAAGCUGAGGCUGCUAAGGAGGGACUUCAAGGCGAGACGAUUGAUGGCCGCACUUUGAGCAUCGAAAAGGCACGCCGUGCUCGCCCACGCACCCCAACUCCCGGCAAGUAUUUCGGACCACCAAAGCGAGACCCCCGCCCUCGCCACGAUGACCGCCGACGUGGUGGUGGUGGUGGUGGUGGCUACGGUCGCGAUGACCCUUAUCGCUACCGCGGCUAUGACCGCAACUACGAACGCGGUGGCUACCGACGCAACGAGGACCGCGGCUACGAACGUGGCUACGACCGAGGCUACCGUGAAGAGCGCCGCUACGAAGACCGUGAUUACGACCGCAGCUAUGACCGCAGAGAUCGCGAUGAUGGCUACUAUGGCCGUGAGCGUUAUGGUCGUGGUGAAGGCCGCGCUGAAGGUCGUGCUGAAGGUCGCAGUGAAGGCCGUGAAGACCGCGAUCGCUACAGCGGUGCUCGUAGCGGCCCCAGCGGUCCCAGUGGUGGCGGUGGCGGUUACGAUCGCGAGCGUUACGAUCGCGACGCACCUCGAUCCCGAGACCCCCCUGCCAGCGGUGCAGGCUACGGCGAGUCAGCCGGAGGUUCGGGCUACUACUGA
This is a messenger RNA of Clonostachys solani, 987 nucleotides long. Lineage: Eukaryota; Fungi; Ascomycota; Sordariomycetes; Hypocreales; Bionectriaceae. The record is from the annotation of a GenBank genome assembly.